UCCAAUGAGAAAUAGAAGGCUCACACGGCCCAGUUAUCAGGGAAGCAGCUGUAGAUAAGGGAGUAGGAAAUGUAAAGUCUGAGGGCGGAGGUAGUGGCUGCACUGUGUGUAUGAGAGGAGAGCAAGAGGAAAGCAAGAGACCGGGAUAAAAGACUAAGCUGACCUUGUCACUGUGAACUUUGAUUCUACGUGUUCGACCAGGUUUUGGUGGAGAUUCUCUUAAAUCGAGUCAAGAUGGAUGCGAUAGUGGAAACCCCUGAGAUGCCUGCCGUCUUUGAUGGAAUGAAGUUGGCAGCAGUAGCCGCUGUUCUAUACAUUAUUGUACGUUCAUUAAACCUGAAGAAUCCAACUGCCCCACCUGAUCUUCUGUAUCAGGACACUGCUUUGACUCGAUAUCUAAUAAAAUCUUGCCCCUUGUUGACCAAAGAGUACAUUCCACCUCUUAUCUGGGGAAAAAGUGGACAUAUCCAGACAGCCCUGUAUGGGAAGAUGGGCCGAGUUAGUUCUCCAAAUCCAUAUGGACUAAGAAAGUACCUUACAAUGCCAGAUGGUGCUACAGCAACCUUUGACCUGUUUGAACCAUUAGCUGAACACUGCACAGGAGAGAAUGUCACCAUGGUAAUCUGUCCUGGAAUAGCCAAUCAUAGUGAGAAGCAGUAUAUUCGAACGUUUGUCGACUAUGCUCAGAAAAAUGGCUAUAGAUGUGCUGUGCUGAAUCAUCUUGGAGCGUUGACAAAUAUUGAAUUGACUUCUCCACGCAUGUUCACUUAUGGAUGCACAUGGGAGUUUGGAGCUAUGGUAAACUACAUCAAGAAGGCUUUUCCUCAAACUCAGUUAAUUGUUGUCGGCUUCAGUCUUGGAGGAAACAUUGUUUGCAAAUAUCUCGGAGAGACUGCAUCCAACCAAGAGAGAGUUCUGUGUUGUGUCAGUGUUUGCCAGGGGUACAGUGCAUCUCAUGCACAGGAUACCUUUCUACAAUGGGAUCAAUUAAGACGGUUUUACAAUUUUCUAAUGGCUGACAACAUGAAGAAAAUCAUCUUGUCUCACAGACAAAUACUCUUCGGUGAUAGCAGUAAAACAAACCGAGUUUUAGAAGACACAGAUUUAAGCCGACUCUAUACAGCAACUUCUCUAAUGCAGAUAGAUGAUGUUAUAAUGAGGAAAUUCCAUGGUUACGAGACUCUUAAGGAAUAUUAUGAAGCUGAAAGCUGUAUUCGUUAUUUGCACAAUAUUCACGUACCCCUCAUUCUGGUCAAUUCAGUGGAUGAUCCAUUGGUACAUGACAGCUUGUUAACAAUUCCAAAGACUCUUGCUGAAAAGAAAGAAAAUGUCAUGGUGGUAUUACCUCUACAUGGAGGGCACCUUGGUUUCUUUGAGGGUGCUGUUCUAUUUCCAGAACCACUAACAUGGAUGGACAAACUUAUAGUACAGUACUCCAAUGCCAUUUGCCAGUGGGAGAGAAAUAAAUCCCAGUGCUCUGAUGUGGUGCAGGCUGCUGAGUCGGACCAUAAAUAAAAUUGGCUCUUCAAUUAUUUUCCCAAAGAGACUAGAUUUACCUACAGAGACCAUCAUUUUUAGGGGAAUCUUUAUACUUUAUUUUUUUCUCUAAUACUAUUUAGGGGUCUGUAACUCAACUUGGAAAGAGGCCAUGCUCCCACUGUGAGUCUCUCCAGUUCACACAGUUCUCUUUGGUUCGAUAUCUGCAGUGCUUUAAUUAGUAGCUAUUUUUUUCUUGCUGUAUUUCCCAUUGGCCGGUUCACUCCAUUUCCAUGUACAGGUAUAGUUGCCCCAUUGUAAGUCAAUAUUAUAUUGAACUCCUGUACGAUUUGUUUAGAACUGAAUUCGAGCAAAAUGUUAAGAAUUCUGUGUGCAAGUUAUUUUUUUCUUAUCGGCCUGUAAAAGUACAUGUGUUACAUAAUGGACUGAAUGAAUAUAAAUAAAUAUAUAUAUAUAUAUAUAUAUAUAUAUAUAUAUAUAUAUAUAUAUAUAUAUAUAUAUAUAUAUAUAUAUAUAUAUAUAUCAUUCAAGCUAGUACCAGAUAAUUGCUUGUUCCAGUAGCAGACCUGCACAUGUGCUUUGGCUGGUGCCUAGUCAUUUUUAGAUGCCAGAGGGGGCAAUCCUUGGUGUACAAAUAUCAAGGUAAAGUUUGCACCUAUCUACUGGAGAGUGAAUGUAAAAUAAGUAUAUUGUUAGAAUUAUAAAAUAUUGUGUUUUCUUUAUUUUGGUGACUCAAAGGGAACAGCUGUUAAAGAAGAGGUUACAUUUUGGAACUACUCUUUAUGCACUGGUACCUGUACAAGCACUUUUUUUUUUGUUCUGCAUCUACCAAAGCUAUUUCAAUAUUUAAGUUGCAUAGAUCUGUUCUCUAGGUUUGAGUAUUUAAUUUCUAGAUGGAAUAUGCUUUUUGGCAGUGAUUGAUCACCCUUCGGCUCCUAGCAUUUCACCCCACAAACCCAUAAAUGUUCUCUCCAAGCCAAAAUAGGGUUAAUGUAUACACCUACUAUCAGGGAGAGUUGCUCCCAAACCUAUGAUACGAUGGUGGGAGUCUGAUAACAUUCAACAUCUUCGUUGUAUAAGAACGUGUUGCUGGGUUGACAACCUCCAUGAGAUAAGAAAUGGCAGCUUUGUCUCCUGGGAGGGAGAGCAAGAAUUUUCUGACCAUAAUGUUCUAAAGAAUAAAUUAAUAUGAUUAUUUUCACCCCCAGAACGAAUGGCACAGAGUUUUGUAGAUUUAAGGAAAAUAGCCUUGGCAAAUGUUGAUUGUUGAAUGAGAUCCACUUCACUGAGUCCUGAGACUGUAGGUGUUGGUUGCCUUCAUUUAGGAUGCCUAGUACAGCCCAUAACCAGACAUAGUCUUCCUCCUUUAUAUAGAAUCUAUAAUCUCUUUGUGGUGAUGAUUAUACCUUAUUACUCACAUAUUGUUUUUGUCUUGCUUAGACACUGCAGUAACUUAAUUUAGUCAGGGAAAGUGGUUGUUUUUGUUUUUUAUUUGGUACUGAUUUUUCAUUUUUAACUCCCUUAAAUAGCCUGUAAUUUGUGCACCUGCUUGCUGAUAAUUAUAUACCUAUGUGUACAGCUAACAUAAUGUUUGCCUUUGCUCAGAAUUCUGCAUCACCGUCGGUUUUUGACCCAUAAAUGAAAAAUUGGAGUCCUUCUCUGCACAACUGCAAUUAUACACCAAUUAUAAUUCACGUAUAAUUACAUAUACGCAAAGAAUGCUUGUUCUGUGCGCACAACAAGACAAUGUGCCUUUAUAAUUACCUGUAUAUUUAAGGGAAUAUUAAUGUAAUUAUUAUUAUAAUUUGAAAUGUGGUGUUGUUUUCCUCUAAAGACUCCACCCUGUAGAAGGCUUGUGUUCUCAUUCGCACUUUUUUGUUUGCUGAAGACACCUCCAUUUUUAAGUGUAGCUCUAGUUUGAGAUUGGGCUGUAUUCUGUGACCUAAAAGGCUGUUACAGUUCCAUUUGUUUGUUUUGCCUGCACUACUGAAAUCAAUAAGUUGCACAGUUUUGUAUAUUGGCUUGUUCUUUGUGGUAUACAUAAUAUUGUUUACCGGUAAGUUCCUCCUCAUCUGUAAACCUGAAGCUGCGUUUGUUCUGCCGGAUCCAUUAAAGAUAAAUGUGCUGAGCUGUAAGUGAAAUGGGAGAGGCAGAAGGCAACGUGACACAUCACACCAUGAUCUGGAGCUCACACAAUCUGUCUUCACUCUUAACCUGUAAAAUGAGAGCAGACGUGAUAGGAUUACCUGGAAAGGCAUUUAUUUUUUAGACGUUGCCAUUGGGAAUACGCACAUAGAAACAAAAUAAAUCUGUGCUUGCGUUUAGCAGACCUUUCCGCUCAUUACUUAGUCCUCCUGUGACACACGGAGACACCUGCUCACUCACUGCUAUACUGGAUUUUUUGCUAGGUUGCCUUAUUGGUGCACUGAGAUAAUUCAGCAGAGGGCAUUGUGGGUUAUGCCAGCAUUGUAUUCUAUAUAUCCCUUUAUUUUUCACUGGCUACAGUAUAUGUGGGACCUGUCCAUUGCUCAGAGUAGUGUUCAGUGAUUGCAAGGCUUCUGGUUACUAACCUGAUGGUGUAACCUCCUAGAAUGACUUGAACUUUUAUUAGGUUUAAUAGUGUGUGCUCUUUAUUGUGUUUAGUUUUGUUUGCAGCAGUAUUUGUUUUAUUUUUGCUUUCUAUUUACCGCAUUAACCUGGGGGUGUCCAGAUGUUGUCGGCCUAUCAUGCUUCAAUAUGUAACCAAAGGUUAAAGCAUGCCGGGUGCCCAAUAAAUGGAGCCGUAAGGCAUUCUUUAUCAAAUCUGCCAUUUAACACUCAGGGAUAGAGCUGCUGCCACACACCAAAGUGUUAAUGGUUGACCUGGGUUGAGGGUACUUAAUGGAAGUGAGGACGGUAUAAAAACCUCUCCAAAUGUACUGCUUAAAUUCUGCAGUGGAGAUUGCACUAUGGUGAUUGUUAAUAAAAAAAACAAGUUUGAUUGAUAAUGAAUUUGAGCAUUUCAAUUCUCCAGUUUUGCAUCCAUUGCUAAGCCUUCAGAAAGAGGUACAGUCCAAUGUUCCCACUAUAGGGGUGCACUUGCGCGGCAAAACAAAUUUUUUUUUUUUUUGAGCAAUGCAAUCAGCUGCUGGAUCAAAUAGCUGUGAUAGAAUUUAGUACUUCCCUAGCUCCACUCAUGUCUUUGUAUAGACUUAUUUAAAAUUGUGCCCAAAAAGGACAAAGGAAAUUAGAGGGAACAUUGGUGCAAGCACUUACGACAAGGACCAUCAUAAUUCCCAUGCUUUUAUGUUUUAUAUCCCCAUGUUAUCCAAAGGGAACAUGAAGUCUCCAAGUUUCCCAGGAUAUUGUGAUACCUUUAGGUUUAACAUUCUCCUAAAAGCCUUCAUUGGGGCGAAGGUAAUUUAUCCAGCCAGGAAGUGAUCAUACGUUUGUAACCGUUCUGUAACAGAUGGGAUGGGAAAGAUCUUUUGAUUAAAUAUUUUAGUUCAAUAUGUAUCUAAGAUGAGCAACCUGUGGUCCUAUUGUUGUACUUCAUGUCAGCAGGAAGGCAGAGCUAUAGGUCCAUAUAGGAAGCAGGUUGCUGAAUGCUGGCCUGUUUUAUAAAGUAUAUUAUAUUGGGGGGAGUGGUGAUUUGUUUAGCAACAUAUUUCACCUUCCUAUGUAUUUGUCCGGCUCCUGUUCAGAAGCCUGGGCCUCACACAUACAGGGUAACCAAAUGCAGCUUGACUUGAUCUUAUAAACUGACUGGGCUGAAUACCGUUGUGAAGGAUUUUUUCCAAACACAAUUCUGAUCCCUUCUGUUUAACAUUCAGCCAUCCUGUAUUCGGAAGGUGGCGGCAACAUACAAGACUUGUGUAUCCCACUCUUGUAUGAAAUAGCUACUAGGAUAAAAUUGUACAUAUUUCACUAAAAACCUUUCAUGGAAACAUUUUAUUUUUCUGUAUGUGAAUCUAUAUUAGGCAAGGAACCAGUUUCCAGAUACAAUUCAUUAAUGCAACAAAGGUGCAAUUUAUGAAAUGAACCAAUGAUAUUGAAGAUCAUUAGGAAACGCACUAGGCUGUAGGAAUAUGUUGUUUUGUCAGUUUAAUAAAGCCGAUGAAUCUUUGUGUGUAGCUGCUGUUCUAUGACUACCUGGUGAAAUAAACAACAUUGUGCGCACAUUUCUACUGUAUUUGUGUCGGAGCAACAAGGGCCCCUAAUAGGGUUGCCACCUCUUAAUAAAAUGCUCACCAGCUGGUGGUGGGGACGGGCCAUGAUGUAAAAGGGGCUGGUUGUGACGUAGAAAGGGGAGUGUUGUGACAUAAAGGGGCAGAGCCAGAAUGCACGAUUGGCCAGAAGGCAGCAAAAAAGGUAAAUUUUGAGCGGGUCGGGGGCAGGCCAAGGGCUUUUGUUAGGAGUAUUACAAAUUUUCCGGCAGCUAUUGCCGGUAAAUUUGUAAUACUGGCCCCGGCCUUGGCAGGUGUUUUACCGGCUAGGCGGUAAAAUACUGGCCGGGUGGCAACCCUAGCCUCUGUUUGUGGCAUGUUUGCCUUUGACUGACGUAUUUGGUGGUUUCACUAUGCAUUCUUGUCUGAUUAAGGGUCGGGGAACACGGGCAGAUUCGGGGAGAUUAGUCGCCACGCAACAAAUCUCUUCUUUGGGACGAGUGCCUGCCCCCAGGCGAUAUUCAUUUAAGCCGGCGGAAGGCAGAUCGAUCUGGGGAGAUUAGUCACCCCGAAGAAGAGGAGAUUUGUCACCUGGCGACUAAUCUCCCCGAAUCUGCCCAUGUGCCCCGUCCCUUAUAGGUACACACAAACCUGGAUGAUCAGUUUCAGUUAAGCCUCUUCUGAGACAUUGUCAGACUGGAUUGAAUUAUUUUCUGAAGCAGUUUGUUUCAUAAACAGUUUUUCUUUCCAUAACGUUCAAUCACAUGCGUUUAUUUUCACUGAAUACAAUCAAAAGCUAAUUUUCUGACCAAUGAUCCAGCUGCCCCUAUUUUUGUUUGUGUUUGUGAUACGAUUGUGGUCCUGUCGUAUUUCUGUAAAACAUUAUCUCCAUGCAGUUUUGUUUACAUAGCUGUUUUUUUGUUUUAGCUUAGUUGGCAAAACCAAGGCACCAAAUUUCUUCUUCUGGGCAAUUCGCUUCUUCUUUGUCACUUCUGAUUUGAUGCUACAGAAGGAUAAGAUAGCACAACAUAAUGCUCAAAAC
Xenopus laevis (African clawed frog) is the source of this 6684-nucleotide messenger RNA. It is a transcript of the gene abhd2.L, whose product is annotated as abhydrolase domain containing 2 L homeolog. Bases 235 to 1515 code for a protein of 426 amino acids. The record is from RefSeq and is a predicted model, not a curated record. NCBI's taxonomy places the organism in Eukaryota, Metazoa, Chordata, Amphibia, Anura, Pipidae. The transcript is spliced from 11 exons.